AGUGAAGUUGUCUAGCUUAAGCAGCCUAAAAAGAAAAGUUGUCUAGCUUAAGCCCUAGCCAGCAUGACGCUUAAGCUCUUGGCUGAAGUGAGCCCGCAGGAGUUGCUCGAAGCUCUUGCUGAGCUCCAAAACCACAUGCUCGGUUACGUCAAAUCCAUGUCGCUCAGGUGUGUGGUCGAUCUAGGCAUCCCCGAGGCCAUACAUCGCCGGGGCGGCACCGCCACCCUCGCCGACAUCGCGGCAGACGCAAAGGUACAUCCCGGUAAGGUUGCCGACCUGCAGCGCGUGAUGGAACUGCUUACCACCUCUGGCAUUUUCACUGCCACUGCCGGCGCCGGGGAUGGUGACACCGUGGUGUAUGGGCUAACCACGGCCUGCCGCUUCCUUGUCGGCUGGUGCAACCUGUCCCCUAUGGUUCCCUUUUGCGUCAACCCUCUCGUCGUCUCCUCCUUCAGCAUGCCCGAAUGGUUCAGGACCGAGCCUGAGGACGCCGGCGCCGGCUCCCUCUUCGAGCUCGCACAUGGCUGCUCCCAGUGGGAGAUGGUCAGCAAGGACGCCGGGUUCAACGACGUCCUCAACGACUCCAUGGCCGCCGAUAGCCAGGUCUUCCUCGAGGUCAUUAUUGUCGACAAGGGCCGCAUCUUCCGCGGUCUCAGAUCGCUCGUCGACGUAGGUGGCGGCAAUGGCGCGGGCACUCAAGUGAUUGCGAAGGCUUUCCCGCGCAUCAAGUGCACCGUCAUGGACCUUCCUCACGUUGUCGUUGCCGGGCAGGCCGCCGCCCGUGAUGACAACCUGAGUUUCGUCGCCGGUGACAUGUUUGAAUCCAUUCCAUCCGCCGAUGCUGUCUUACUCAAGAACAUUUUGCAUGACUGGGGUCACGACGACUGUGUCAAAAUACUUCAACGUUGCAAGGAAGCCAUCCCUGGCAGAAAUGCUGGAGGAAAGGUGAUAAUUAUAGAUAUGGUAAGAGGAUCUGCAAAUGGCGACAAAAAAAUCAACGAGAUGGAAGCCAUACAAAACUUGUUCAUGAUGUAUAUCACCGGGGUGGAACGAGAUGAAAUUGGGUGGAAGAGGAUAUUUUCUGAUGCUGGCUUCAGUGAUGAUUACAAAAUUCUGCCAGUAUUGGGUCCCUACUCAGUAAUUGAGAUCUACCCAUGAAAGCUCGGUGAACUAUACCAUAUUAAUUGGCACGAUAAUAAGUUGCACACAUACCUGAAGGCCUACACGUUCUAUGUAUGUGUGCAUGAACUCUGUGUGUGUUGUCCUUUCAAAUAUUCUUUUAAGUGUAAUCGUCUCUAGAAAUUGUCACUGUAUUUUAUGAAAUUAUAUAUCAUGGUGAGAUCGAUGAUUGGGUUUUAUUACACCAA
Molecule: messenger RNA, 1367 nt
Organism: Triticum aestivum (bread wheat)
Lineage: Eukaryota; Viridiplantae; Streptophyta; Magnoliopsida; Poales; Poaceae
Product: acetylserotonin O-methyltransferase 1
Exons: 2
Coding region: 64-1158 (364 amino acids)
Molecular function (GO): protein dimerization activity; O-methyltransferase activity
Source: RefSeq, a predicted model, not a curated record